Messenger RNA from Miscanthus lutarioriparius, 618 nucleotides. NCBI's taxonomy places the organism in Eukaryota, Viridiplantae, Streptophyta, Magnoliopsida, Poales, Poaceae. The record is from the annotation of a GenBank genome assembly.
AUGGGGUGCUCGGAGCAGUCGCUGGCGGCGGAGACGGCGGCGAUCGUGUCGGCGCUCACGCACGUCGUAUCCAGCGGCCGCGGGCCACCGCGCCAGGCGCCGGCGCUCGUCAUGCCGCCGUGGCACCGCGCGGACGACAGCGCCGUCCACCGUGGCCAGCUCGCGGGGGUGGCGGCACACGAGCCAGCGACGCCGGCGCCCGCGCCCGCGCCCGCGGCGCGGAAGUACCGCGGGGUCAGGCGGCGGCCGUGGGGGAAGUGGGCGGCGGAGAUCCGGGACCCGCAUAAGGCGGCGCGGGUGUGGCUCGGCACCUUCGCCACCGCCGAGGACGCCGCGCGCGCCUACGACGCCGCCGCGCUCCGCUUUCGCAGCGGCCGCGCCAAGCUCAACUUUCCCGAGGCCGACGCCGCGCGCCGUGCCAGGGACGCCGAGGCGGCCUCCGCCGUGGCCAGGGCCGGCCCGCCCGCCACGCUGCUCGAGUCGCAGUCGCAGGUCGCCGCAGGCGACGACGACGUGGCCGAUUACCUCGACUACUCGAGGAUUCUCGAAGCCGCCGAGCCCAGCGGCAUCAUGGACGGGCUCUUCGGUGGCCACGGGAACGGACGCUUCCUCGGCUAG